ACUCACUUUUUGAGAGAGAUCAAAUAUAUUUUUGUAAAAGUUUUAUUUACUUUCGUUCAAAAUGCGAAUUUACGGAAAUUUAUUAAAAAAGUUAUUCUAUACUUAUCAAAAUAAUAAUUUAGCACGAGUUUCAAGUGCGAUAAGUGGUGGUUAUCAUAUAAAUAGAAGAUUAUUAGUGACAACGCCGGUGGCAAAGACUGAUGUUGAAAUGGUGGAUAUAACCUUCGUGAGGUCGGAUGGUUCAAAAAUUGCGACGAAAGGAAAAAUAGGAGAUAAUUUGUUGGACGUUGUCGUAAAUAAUAACGUGGACCUGGAUGGAUUUGGUGCUUGCGAAGGAACUUUGGCGUGCUCAACGUGUCAUGUUAUCUUUAAGCAGAAGGAUUUUGACAUCAUCAAGGAAAAAUUGACAGAUGAAGAACUGGAUAUGCUGGAUAUGGCAUUUGGACUUUGUGAUACGUCCAGGCUAGGAUGUCAGGUGUGCUUGACGAAAGAAUUGGCUGGAGUGGAAGUUAAAGUACCUGAAGGGGUCAAUGACGCUAGGAGCAGCUAAUAAGAAAGAUAUUUUAAAUCUAGAAAUUGUGUGACAAGUAUAAAGUGCCAUAGAAUUGCCGUUGAGUAAAGGAAUUAAGACUUCAAACGAAUCUUUUGACACUAAUCGGAUAUAAGGUCGAGAUUUUAUAUUUUUAUCUUGUGUUUUAGCUUGACAAUCUCAUAUCUUUAGCCGAAAUAAAUUACGAUCUUAUAAAUCUAAAAA
Folsomia candida is the source of this 754-nucleotide messenger RNA. RefSeq names its product adrenodoxin (gene Fdx2). Gene Ontology annotation, biological process: P450-containing electron transport chain; positive regulation of oxidoreductase activity. The coding region runs from base 62 to 550 and encodes 162 amino acids. Gene Ontology annotation, molecular function: 2 iron, 2 sulfur cluster binding. The transcript is spliced from 4 exons. Gene Ontology annotation, cellular component: mitochondrion. NCBI's taxonomy places the organism in Eukaryota, Metazoa, Arthropoda, Collembola, Entomobryomorpha, Isotomidae. The record is from RefSeq and is a predicted model, not a curated record.